AGUUAAGCCCCCCAAAACCUUGGCUUGGAUAUAUAGAUCAUACAAGUUCUAUUGUUCAUAUAUCCUCGUGUUCUUGGCAAAAGCUUCCUUUACAAAUAUGGUUUCUUCCAUAAAGAAACUCCUACUCAUUCUCGCCCUUAUCUACUUCUCUUUCUACCAUGACGCGAUCAUCAUAACCAUCGCCGAUUCCACACCUGUUUAUGUACCCAAAGAGAAUAUCGCCCUCAACUGUGGCUCACAGGAGGAGCUAACUGCACAUGAUAACCGUAUUUGGAUUGCGGAUCAUGAAAAAGAUUCUCGAUAUUCCCUCAUAGAAUCAGACGGACGAAACAAAUCGAACAUCUUCGAAGCCCGCUCACAAUACGCCGUCGAAGCGGUGCCGUACAUGACCGCACGUGUGUCUCGAUCCCAGUUCACCUACAGCUUCGGCCUUACCCCGGGUCCCAAAUUCAUCCGGCUACACUUUUAUCCCACACAAUAUCGCGAUCUGGGUGACUUUGAUCCCACAAGGACCUUCUUUACUGUCAAAGCCGGACGCUACACUCUGCUGAAGAACUUCAGCGCGUACCUCAGCGCCGAAUCCUUGAAACAGCAGGCUUUCAUGAAGGAGUUCUGCGUAUACGUGGGAGAGAAUAUGGAAAAACUCGAUAUAACUUUUCUUCCCGAAAAUCAUGGUAAUAGUACUUCCUACGUGUUUGUCAAUGGAAUCGAGAUCGUCUCCAUGCCGGACGACCUCUACUACACCCCGUCAGGAGAUAAAAGCCCUCCUAUCAUUGGCCUGGGGGCCAGUUUCCUCGACGUCACCGACAAGGCGCUCCAGACACUUUACCGGGUGAACGUCGGCGGCAACGACAUCUCGCCUGAUCAAGACACUGGCAUGUACAGGUUGUGGACCCGAGACUUUUCCUACUUCUUGAGCUUUGGCUUUGCCCCCUGUGACACGAAAAAGAAGCUGAAGUACACUUAUAUAGCAAAUUACCCCGCCCCUGAUGAUGUCUACCGAACCUCCAUCACCAUGGGAAACAACAGGACGUACAACAACCUCCGCAACAUCACCUGGAAGUUGCCCGUCGACUCCAGAUUCUACUAUCUGGUUAGGCUCCAUUUCUGCGAGUUUGAAGACACAUACCAGAAGCCCGAGGAUAGGAUGUUCCGAAUCUAUCUCGACAACCGCACGGCAGAUCCUGCUUUUAGUGUGAUUGUUUGGACUGGUGGUAAUGCGAUCCCGAUGUAUAGAGACUUUGUGGUGAAUAUUUGGGACGGUGCUUUUCUCUUUGUUGAUCUGCACACUAGAGCUGAGGAUUCUACCUACGAGGAUGUUAUCUUAAACGGCAUAGAGGUGUUCAAGAUGAGCGAUUCUGAUCGUAACCUCGCGGGACCAAACCCUCCACUACAGGACUCUAAGGGAUCCGACCAAACUCUGAAUCCAAACACAGAAAAUUCCAAGUCGAAGAAAACACUAUUGGCCAUUGCCUUAGGGUGGCGUUGCUGGCUUUGUUGUUCUACUGUCUAUGGUGUUCUGUGUAGUUUUCUUGAGGCUACGGAAGGAGAAACGCUACCACGGUUCGUCCAAAAGAAGAUCCAGCAGGUCGACGAAGACUUCAUCGGGAGGCUUCCUGAGCAGGUUUGCCGUUGUUUCUCGCUCGCCGAGAUCAAGAUGGCGACCAACCACUUUGACCAAGCGUUGGUGAUCGGCAGGGGAGGUUUCGGUUACGUCUACAAAGGUAAUUUGGCCGACGAAGCGUCCACAGUUGUUGCAAUCAAGCGGCUGAACAAGGGGUUAUCGCGCCAAGGAGAGAACGAGUUCGAAGCGGAGAUUACGAUGUUAUCUCAGCUCCGCCACGUCCAUUUGGUCUCCCUAAUAGGCUACUGCGACGACGACGAUGAGAUGAUCCUCGUCUACGACUACAUGGCCAACGGGACUCUUCGAGACCAUCUCUAUGGCACGGACAACGACCCUCUCCCGUGGAAACAGCGACUCGAGCACUACCUCCAUUCAGAAGUGAAAAACGCCGUCAUCCGCCGCGACGUCAAGACGACAAACAUAUUGUUGGACGAGAAGUGGGUGGCCAAAGUUGCCGAUUUUGGAUUGUCAAAACUCGGUCGCGGCGACAGCGCUGUUAGUACGGCGGUGAAGGGCACUUUUGGGUACAUGGACCCGGAAUACGCACAGAGCCGGCAACUGACGGACAAGUCCGACGUGUACUCUUUCGGUGUGGUUCUUUUCGAGGUGUUGUGUGCCCGUAAACCGGUGGAUAUCAAACUCGAAGAGGAUCAAAGAAACUUGGCCCAAUGGGCAAGGAAGUCCAUAAAAGAAGGGAGGAUUCAGAACAUCAUAGACCCGUACUUGAUAGGCAAGAUUGCGCCGGAGUGUUUCAAGAAGUUCGUGGAGGUGGCGGAGAGGUGCGUCCGAGAUUAUUGGAGUCAACGGCCCACGAUGCAUGAGGUGAUGGAGAACUUGGAGUUUGUGUUGGAGCUGCAAGAACAAGCGGACGCCACGCAGCUGGGGAAUAAUCCCGACGGGCUGUGUUCGUAUCCGGAGAAGCUGUCGUUCCAUCUGGUUGUGGAUAACCGUGGGUUCGGAUACGACGUGCUGGGGUUGCGAAGUGGGGCCGGUGUUACCACCACGGUGGGGUCCAACACCGCCGAAUCGGGCUUUCCUAGUCUGGACAGUGAAAGUGGCACCCGCCAAAUAUUCUCAGACGCCUCUAUUUCCAAAACCCAAGAAUAAUUGAGAGAAGAAAAAGUGUUUGUAGUCCUUGUGUGUGUGUUUUCAAGAUAAAAUCGUACGUGUACUAGUUACCUUAGAUGCUGAGUGUUGAAUAAGUUUUCUCCUGAAGAAAGUUGUGGAAUAUAUGUUAGUUUUUAAUCGAGGAGUUACGUAACGUUGUCUCUUUUGGC
This is a messenger RNA of Morus notabilis, 2901 nucleotides long. RefSeq names its product receptor-like protein kinase FERONIA. Gene Ontology annotation, biological process: protein phosphorylation. Gene Ontology annotation, molecular function: protein kinase activity; ATP binding. The record is from RefSeq and is a predicted model, not a curated record. Lineage: Eukaryota; Viridiplantae; Streptophyta; Magnoliopsida; Rosales; Moraceae.